GUUUUAAUUUCUGUAAACAUUAUGAAGGAUUACCUGAUCUGAAGCCGCUGCCAUGGUAUCUUUCUUUCCUUGACCUGCUGCCUCUCUGUCCUCUGUUCCUCCUGCAAAAGGUGCUGCUACCCAUUGAGGAUGAUUUUGUAGAGAGAGCGGAGCCACCUUUGCUCUUUUCUUUUUGUUUUUGAAAGUCAUGUUGCAUGUCAGGAUGGACAUGCACUUCAGUUCCCGCUUACAGAUCGUUAUCAUGUUUGUGUGGUGCACAGUGUGUAGUACUGACAUUUCCUGUAGAAAUGAAGCUGGUGAACCAGUUGAUUGGUUUAUCAUCUACAAACUGCCCAGGUAUAAGAUUGGUGAGGUUGGCAGUGGGGUGGACUACAUGUACCUGGAUUCCUCAGUAGGGAGCUGGCAGAUAAGUAAAUAUAUGGUCAACACUAGUCAAGGAGCCAUAGGAAACACACUGAAGCAGCUUUACGCAGGACAGGCCUACAAGUCUAACAGUUCAGUCUAUGCACUCUACAAUGAUGGGCCACCGAUCCUUGAUUACAUUAAAGGAUACGGACACACUAAAGGAGUACUGCUCUUUGACCACUCUCAAGGUUUUUGGCUUUCGCACAGCAUUCCCCAUUUCCCGUCGUUCCCUGAGAGAGGGUACCUUUACCCCUCCUCUGGCAAAGUCAACGGCCAAACUGCUCUCUGCGUGACUUACCGCUAUGAACAGUUCCUCGGUAUAGCAAAGCAGAUGGUGUACCUUUACCCACGUUUCUAUAACUGCUCUGUACCUGCUACAUUCAUUGCCGAACUGCCGCAGUUGGCCCAGUUAUGCAAGGGAUCCAAACCCAGACCACCCUCAGAUAAGAGCAUGGAGCAGCUAAGCUCUAUCAAAGGAGAAACGUUUGUCAGUUUUGUCAAAUCUGAACACUUUGUUGAUGACAUCUACACAGGAUGGGUGGCUCAGGCUCUGGAUGCCGACUUGCUGGUGGAGUCAUGGCAGAGACAAGGUCACGAGCUGCCCUCUAACUGCUCCCUGCCUAAACACGUCAUGAACAUCAAGAGGAUUCGACUUCCAGGGCCAGUUCUGUUCCAGUCCCACUACGACCACUCAAAGUGGUGCGUGUCAAGGGCCUAUGAGGACCAGGUGACCUGCCUGGGGGAUCUGAACAGGGGGAAGGCACAGCUUUGGCGUGGUGGGGGGCUGGUCUGCACCUUUAACCCCCUCAUUUUCAAGGCCUUCAGACAGGUGGUGGACUGGUACUUUGGCUGUUGAAUGAGAAAGAAAGAUAGGAUGAUUAGGACUAGAUUAUUUUGACACCGCAUGGGUUGAAUCUUGUUACUGUUAAUGCGACCAACAUGCAAGUAACAGAAAAUGCAGUUAUGGCAUAGCAGGUCAAUCUGAUUCCCUCAUGCUGUGGCAGGCAGAGACAAACUGUUCUGUAAGAAGGCAACUUUCUUUAUUUUCCCAGAGUAAUAUUUUGAGUUUUUAUAAUUGAGGAUGCUUACUAUUGAAUUUGGGAAGAAUUGUUUCCGUACAGGAUCACAUUAUUUUUUAUGUGAGGAAAAGCUGCUCCACAGCAGUUCCUCCACAUUGGUGGCAUAAUCGCUUCUCUUUUGGCAGCCAUGUUUUAUGUUAUACCUGCCAGUUUCUAGGACCAGGCUGUGAGUUGUCAACAUUUUUCUGUGUUUAUCAUCAGUCACGGUGCUCAGGUUGGAUGUACUGUCUUUUUAAGGCCAGAUAGUAUUGCAUUUUACUUUGGGUUUGGUUUUGGGGUUUGGGAUUUAGCAUUCCAAUAAGUGAAGUAGUAAUCAAUUUCAGAAUAAACAAUACACAAUAACUUA
Messenger RNA from Eleginops maclovinus (Patagonian blennie), 1830 nucleotides. It is a transcript of the gene dnase2b, whose product is annotated as deoxyribonuclease II beta. Gene Ontology annotation, molecular function: deoxyribonuclease II activity. Gene Ontology annotation, biological process: apoptotic DNA fragmentation. NCBI's taxonomy places the organism in Eukaryota, Metazoa, Chordata, Actinopteri, Perciformes, Eleginopidae. Bases 188 to 1261 code for a protein of 357 amino acids. The record is from RefSeq and is a predicted model, not a curated record. The transcript is spliced from 7 exons.